UGCGUGGUUACCGGGAGCCGUAAACAAGGUGUGCAAGCAUCCAGAGAGCUGUCGGGAUGCAGCAGAGCGGAGCUGCUGGAGGCCGUGGUUGCGCUCUGUUCCCACUGCUGGGCGUCUUGUUCUUCCAGGGUGUUCAAGUCGUCCUUUCCUUGGAGAUUAAAGCAGAUGCCCACGUCCGGGGUUAUGUAGGAGAGAAGAUCAAGUUGAAAUGCACCUUCAAGUCGACUUCAUCUGUCACUGACAAACUCACCAUAGACUGGACGUACCGACCCCCCAGCAGCAGUCGUACAGAAUCAAUUUUUCAUUAUCAGUCCUUCCAGUACCCAACCACAGCAGGUACAUUUCGGGAUCGAAUUUCCUGGGUUGGAGAUGUAUACAAAGGGGAUGCGUCUAUAAGCAUAAGCAGCCCUACCCUAAAGGACAAUGGGACAUUCAGCUGUGCUGUGAAGAAUCCCCCAGAUGUGCACCAUAAUAUUCCUGUGACGGAGCUAACAGUCACAGAAAGGGGUUUUGGCACCAUGCUCUCCUCGGUGGCGCUCCUCUCCGUCCUUGUCUUCCUGCCCUCAGCCGUGGUGGUGGUUCUGCUGCUGGUGAGGAUGGUGAGGAAGUCUGAGGGGCUGCAGAAGAUGAGCAAGUCUGGCUAUAAGAAGUCGUCUAUUGAGGUUUCAGAUGAGACGGGCCAAGAGGAGGGGGAUGACUGCAUGGCGAGGCUUUGUGUUCGUUGUGCGGAGUGCCUGGACUCAGACUAUGAAGAGGCAUAUUGAUGAAAGUCUUCAUGAUAUAAGAAGAGCCACCUGCUAGCAGAACAUGUCCCGUUCCCCUGGCAGCUAAAGCCUCUCAGAAGCAGAGCUGGCUUGGAUGGCAGUGCUGGAGGAUUCUGGAAGUCAUCAGGAGAGACUUCAGGAACCAUUUAUUUAUUGAAGAAAUGUUCUUUUUAUAUUUAUAAACUAAGAGCUCUCAGAAGAAACUCAUAACUACCCCUUUUAAUAACUUAUGCUCUACUUGAAUGAAGGAGUUCUCUUCCUGA
Messenger RNA from Odobenus rosmarus divergens (Pacific walrus), 1027 nucleotides. RefSeq names its product myelin protein zero-like 3 (gene MPZL3). The record is from RefSeq and is a predicted model, not a curated record. The coding region runs from base 57 to 764 and encodes 235 amino acids. Gene Ontology annotation, cellular component: membrane. NCBI's taxonomy places the organism in Eukaryota, Metazoa, Chordata, Mammalia, Carnivora, Odobenidae. The transcript has 6 exons.